AUGGAUCUGUACCAGAAACUCAAGAGCUCUCUGGAUGAGAUUGCGUUACACGGCCCGGAGCUGCUGCGUCACUUGGAUACGGAGUCGCACAACGGCGCAUCAGGCCAAACUACAUUGGCCAGUUUGCUAGAAGAUACUUCGAGGUCUUCGAUUCAGUACCCGCGGAAAAAGCUUAUUGAGUCGGCCACUAAGUUGCUCCAACUUGCCACCACCGCGGAUGGAUACCUCGAGCAUUUAGCUAAUAGCUAUCAAGAGUUGACCUGCGUACGCUGGCUCGUAGAUCUCAAUGUUCUGCAUCAUCUUCCUGCCACCGGGUCUAUCGCCUAUACCACCUUGGCAGCCGACGCCGGCGUCCCUGUGAAGCAUCUCAAAGGUGUUGCACGCAUGGCCGUGGUCAACGGCUUCCUCGAGGAGCCUCUUCCCGGCCACGUAGCUCAUAGCCGCGCGUCAUCUCUCCUCCUGCGGGAUGACAACUUCAUGAGCUGGGCACGCUGGAUGAUGAACUACUCCAUGCCGGUGGCUUAUCGAUUCGCCGACGCCACUCGCCGAUGGGGUGAUACCGACGCCAAAGACCAGACGGCUUUCAACCUGGCCCUUGACACCCCGGACCCGUUUUUCGACCACAUCCGCAAGAACGCGGAGCUGACCUCGGUGUUUUCCGACUACAUGCGCAACGUUACCGCUUCCCGGUCAUGGAGCUUGGCCCACGCCGUUGAAAGCUUUGACUGGGACUCUCUCCCUGAUGGCGCCAAGGUUGUUGACGUGGGGGGAUCUCACGGCCAACUUGCCGCGCAGGUCGCGACUAAGUUCCCGCGCCUUAGGUUUGUCGUCCAGGACUUGCCGGAAACCGUUGCAGCUGCCCAGAAGGCCUUUGAGGCAGACGACAAGCUCGGCGCCGCGGUCAAGUCGCGGAUCCAGUUCAUGUCACACGACUUCUUCAAGGCCCAGCCUGUGGUCGAUGCAGAUGUUUACUUCCUUCGAAUGAUCAUCCAUGAUUGGCCGGAUAGAGAUGCCCGCAUCAUUCUUCAGCAACUUCGCGAAGUGCUGGAGAAGCGGCCCAAUGCCCGCGUGGUGAUCAUGGACACACUGCUUCCUCCGCCAGGCUCAACAACAGUCCUCCAUGAACAGCAGCUGAGAGUACGAGAUCUCAUGAUGAUGCAAGUCUUCAACGCCAGAGAACGCGAGCUUGAUGACUGGAAAGUUCUGCUCAGUGAAGUCGGCAUGCAGAUCACGCAUCUGGAGCAGCCCGAAGAUAGCGUGAUGGGGCUGUUGACAGUUCAGCUGAAGCCUACCACAAACGGCAAUCACGUCAAAGAGUCAGCGUCCGAUCUGUGGAACGGUUGCACACCCAAAAGCCCGAUCACACCCACCAGUGCGGAUCAGCCCGUCCUCAUCGUUGGGGCAGGGAUAAGCGGCCUGUGCUUGGCCCAAGCAUUGAGGAAAAGCCAAAUCCCCUUCCGGGUUUACGAGCGAGAUCCAGCUGUCGACGCGCGCUCGCAGGGAUACCGCUUGAAGCUCCAGGGUGAUGCUGCUGAAGCGCUCUCCGACAUUCUGCCCAAGGACGUGUACGAGAUGUUCCAAACCUCGUGCGCUACUCUAUCCAUCGGGGAAACAGACUUGGACCCCUUCACGGGCAUGGUCAUCAAAAGCCGGUCUGGCGGAGGCUUGAGUGGCAAGAUCGGCCUCAACCCACACUACUGCGUCGACAGAUCGUCAUUCCGGAAGAUUCUAAUGACCGACAUUGAAGAGCACAUCUUCUUUGGGAAAGAGCUUGAUUCAUACAAGACGGAUACUGAGCAUGGCGUGGUCACAGCGAGUUUCAAAGACGGCCAUACAGUCAAAGGCCGAUUCAUCGUGGGCGCUGAUGGCUUACACUCGGUGAUCCGCCGUAAUCACAUCCCGAAGUCUCUGCUCAAGGACACUGGGGCUGCGUGCAUCUAUGGGAAGACACCUCUGACCCCUGAGGUACUUGCCAAGUUUCCGGAGAAAGGAGUUAGGUGGAUGACAGUUGUCUCCGACCACGCACCCAUGCUCCAGUCCUGCUUCAUCGGGGACUCUCCGGUCACCCUCCUGUUAGAGCCUAUUCGGUUCAGCAAGGCCAGCCGCUCGCAACAUUCCUUGCCAGAAGAUUAUCUCUACUGGGCGCUGAUCGGUCCUGAGCCCCGCUUUCGAUUUCCCGAUGGCACCUCGGCGUCCAAAGUCGGAGGGCUGACAUCAGGACAAGUCCAAAACGAUGCUGCCAACCUUAGCUUGGCCAUUACGGAAGAGUGGCACCCUUCCAUCCGCUGUGUGUUCGAACUCCAGGACACGCGGCAGGCAACACUCAUACGUGUCGUGUCGUCGGUCCCAGACGUUCCCGCAUGGCAGCCAUCCUCCAUGGUGACAGUACUUGGUGAUGCAGUUCAUCCCAUGAGCCCCUGUGGUGGUAUUGGGGCUCAGACCGCAAUUUGCGAUGCUGCCAGUCUAGCUAAGAUUCUCACUGCCACUCAGGGAUCACCUUCCUCGCAAGCUGUGGGAGUAUUUGAGGAAAGCAUGCGCAAUCGAGCUCAUCGAAGCAUCAAGCAUAGCGAAGUAGGUUCACAGAAAAUGUUUGGUCUGCGGUCUUUGGUAGACUGCAAGCCCUGGACGGGCGCAGCCCAAAAGGACGAGCUCUUUGAGCUUGUAUCGUCGAUUCAUUCCUCGGCGGCGGACAUAGCGAAGUUCUGCGAAAAGCGUCGGCUCCCACAACCAUCCUCUUCGGCUCCCGCGACUAACCUUGACCUGACUCUUGAGAACGCGCCCUACUUCGACGCAAAGGCCGCCAUCGUUGACUCCGCGGAGCAGCUCAUUCGGCUUAUCCGGGGUCCAAGGGAGCAGUUGCUGGCAUUGAGUUUCGAACACUGUGCCACGGCCUCCUUUCAGGUCAUCCUGAAGUACAAGUUCGCCAACCACGUCCCGCUCAAGGGGACAAUCACAUAUGCGGCGAUCUCCCAAGCUGUAGGCAAGCCUGAGAUUCAGCCCGCGCUUGUUGCGCGUAUUCUCGAGCAUGCCACAUCUUAUGGCUUGUUCAAUGUUCGACCCGAUGGGCUGGUAGCGCACAACCCCACAUCUGCGCUUUUGGUCACCGAUCCUGAUCUAGAGGCUUGGAUGGAUCUGAGCGCAACUAUCGCGUAUCCCGCGGGCGCUUCCAUCCCAAAGGCUCUUGAGCAGUACGGUUACAGCAUGGAGGCCGAUGAGGCUCCUUACGGGGUGUCCAUCGGUCGCAAAAUCUCCCAAUUCCAAAGAUUCCGCGAGGGCGACGGAACUCAAUUGCAUGAGAUGUUCGCCCGUGCGAUGCGCGGGAUUGCCGCGGGGGGUGCCUACGAUUUUCGCCAUGCGGUGAACGGCGGGUAUCCCUGGCACACGCUGGAUCAGUCCGGGCAUCUCAUCGUUGACGUCGGUGGUGGCCCAGGCCAUGUGUCAAUCGCGCUGGCCGAGAAGUACCCCAAGCUUCGUUUCGAGGUGCAGGACUUGCCGGAGACUGUAGCCGUUGGCGAAAAGUCCUGCCCAGACGCUCUCAAGUCCCGCAUCAUGUUCCGGCCCCACGACUUCAUGACGCCGCAGCCGCCUCAUGAUGUGGCUGACAACGAGGGUAUUGCCUAUUUCUGUCGCUUCAUCCUCCAUGACUGGAGCGACAAGUAUGCGCGGAACAUCUUGCAGGGCCUUGCAUCUGCUCUGCGGCCACAAGACCGGAUCAUCGUCAACGAGGUUGUGGUUCCAGACCCAGGAACGGAAAGCCGCGAAAGAGAACGCCGGAUGCAUGACCGUGAUAUGUUGAUGCUCAUGAAUUUGAACGGCCGUGAAAGAACAAGAGCAGCAUUCGAAGACUUGUGCAGUUCUGUGACGCCCAGGUUGCGAGUGCAUAAGAUUCAUCGUCCAAACCAAGGCGAGCUCUCACUCAUUGAGAUCACACGGUCUGAUUCUUCCUUGUAA
This is a messenger RNA of Colletotrichum gloeosporioides, 3951 nucleotides long. Its product is annotated as O-methyltransferase aurJ. Gene Ontology annotation, molecular function: O-methyltransferase activity; FAD binding. NCBI's taxonomy places the organism in Eukaryota, Fungi, Ascomycota, Sordariomycetes, Glomerellales, Glomerellaceae. The transcript is spliced from 4 exons. The coding region runs from base 1 to 3951 and encodes 1316 amino acids. The record is from RefSeq and is a predicted model, not a curated record.